This is a messenger RNA of Cuscuta epithymum, 2030 nucleotides long. Lineage: Eukaryota; Viridiplantae; Streptophyta; Magnoliopsida; Solanales; Convolvulaceae. The record is from the annotation of a GenBank genome assembly.
CAUCUUACAAAAUCAUUAAAAGGUGAUAGGAUAAAAUGGGGCAUGUAUAGGGGUACAAAAUAUUCAAGUAGUAAAUGGCCACCUGGUCCAUGGCUCGAUAAGUACUCGACUCGAACGAAGCUUGAUUUGAGCUCAAACUACUCGUAUUUACUAUUUAGUUUUAAGUCGAGUUCGAGCUCGUUUUAGCAUAGCUCGAAAACUCGAUGAGCUCAUUCAAGUACCGUAUAUUACACGCGCGUGCACACACAUAUAAUGUUAAAGAGGUUAAGGUGAAGUUUAAAGUUGAAUGGGCUAAUGGGGUAGUGAGAUAAACUAAUUACUUUAUAAACUCUACUAAAACCAUUCGAGUAACGUCAAGUACUUGAGCUCGAAAAGGCUCACAUAAAAAUAUGAGUUUUUCGAGUCAAUUUUUGAUUUUUUGUCGUUCUGUUUGAGUUUGAGUUCAACUAACUCCGUCUUACUUCACUUUGCCAAGUGUGUAUAGAGGAGUAAGAAAUGAGCAAAGUACAAAUUCAUGUUUUAAAAUGAAAGUGACAAUUUAAGAAAGUUGUUAAGAAUUAAAAUACAAUUGGACCAAGGGAGUAUUAGAUACUCAUCCAGUUCGAACCCAAAUUCGAAUAGUACUUGGGCGUGCAAAGAUGCCACCUUUGAUCCCCAAAGUCCGUGUCUACCUCUCCAGCUCUUCGCUGUGGCAAUCUUUGUAGCCAACCAAUUGCCAAAAACUGCUUCCUCUCCCAAUUCAUUUGUCUCCCUCGGAAGCUAUCGAGUUUUACAAUUCAAUCAAUCAGCUUAUCCUAUUUGCCCGUCCCGGUUUCGUUCUCCUGUGAUCUCGAUUUUCAUAAGUAUCUAUUUAACUUCUAUUUUUGGGCCAAUUUUGACUAAUAUUUGAAGAACUAGGUUUCCAAACCUUUUGGUUCGGGAGUAGAAAUGUUCUAUGGGGCGGGAGUGUGGGAUCCUUGGCUGAUUGUUGCUCAAAUCGUGUGCCUUCAGUGUCUGUACUACUUGACGAUGGGGAUAUUCUUGGGAGUUCUAGUGGGAACUCGGGUCUCCCGGAUGAGCCUGGUCUAUUUCUUUGAUUUCGCCAGUAUCACUGCCGCCACUGUCACUGGCUGGUGUGUAAUUGCAUCGAUUAUUCUCAGCUCCAUUGUUGGUGCUGGAAUCUUAGUGUUUUUGAUUGAGAGAGCAAAGAAGUGUUUGGAUUUUUCUGGCACCUUAUACAUCCUACACCUUUUUAUAUGUAUUGUCUAUGGGGGUUGGCCCUCCUCUUUGGCAUGGUGGGCUGUGAAUGUCACUGGGUUUGCCAUAAUGGCCUUGUUAGGCGAAUACCUGUGCAUUCGGCGUGAAAUGCGGGAAAUACCAAUACUGAGAUACCGUCCAAAUGUUUGAUUCCUGAUGUGUUAACAUGCAUCGGACAAAUUGCGUUUUUCACGUUUUGGCGGCAACUUCAGUUUCUCAUGGAGAUGAGCUUGCACGAAGCAUGCAGAAUGGCUGAUUCAAGCCUAUACAUAAGUGAUCAAAUAUGUUCCAUGGAGGGCUGUCAACAUUCAAAUACUGACUGAACAGGAGAUAAGAGAAAGUAAAACAUUGAGAUUACGCAUUUGAGUACAUUGAGAUUGUGAGUAGAGAUUUUGUGUUCGACUAAUAACAUCAUUCUUUCUUGCAAAUGUUUAUAGAUUUCUUUUGCUUCCUCAAAGUAUUUUUUUUUUCCUUGAUGCAAGAUACGGAGUAUGUUGAUGAUCAUCUUUUGUAUAUUUGAGCUAUUUUGUUCGUAAGUUCGUAAACAUGGGGUGUUGUGUUUGAUGAAAAGACUAGUUUUGGUUGGACUGAAAUACUGCAUAAAGAGAAUGGAGUUUCAAUUAUGGGAAAAGAACGCAUGUAGACGAGUAAAGACUAAAGAAGGAUUUCAAACAUUGUGAUUUGGUUGAGUGGUUGAUUGAAACGAGUUGUACAGGGGAAGAAAAGGUUAAAUCUAGGGUACUGAAUUGUAAUUUAACAAUGAACCUGGUGUACCGUGUACAUAAAAUGUGUAC